CAGUAUUGCUUUCAUAAUAAUAAUAAAUGACAAGUAAAAAAAGACAGCUCUUUUUUUUUCUCUUUAAUGUGUGCAUAUCUCUCAAAUCUAAUUGGGCAUUUAAAUCACGGCUGAUUUCAGAGAUAAGACAGUCCGAAACGACGGCACAAAAGAUCAAGUUUAAAAGCAAUGCAUAUAUUUUAAAUGAUCGCUUAAAUGCAUGAUAAAUAGAGUGAGAGUCGUUUUUGCACUUAUGUUUUCUCUUUCUUUCUUUGCUUUAAAUGUCUCGUUCAAAGCAUUCUAUUCUGCUUUAUGUGUUGCUCAGUCCCUUGGGUUAUUUACUAUUAAAACAUCUCCAUCAUGUCUUACUUUCUUUUAACCUUGUACAGAAGGCAGCUUGCAGAAAUUCAGCCAGUAUACUUGAGACAUACUCUGCUCCUGGAUUUAGCUCUCUUUUAGAUAAAGUAGUAUGUGUACUUGUUAGGUUCUGUGUUCAAGCAAUCAAUGAUCCCCUAUGUUUUCCAAUGACAGCUACUCUGGUUGGUCUGGCUACUACUGCUUAUGCUGUCAUGUCAGUGGAACAAACUCGAUUCAAUGGCAGUAGGUUUUUGACUCCAUUUAUGAUUACUAUGGGAAACAUAAUUGGCACAGGUGUCAUUGCACCUUUAGCUUGGUUGCCUUGGUAUGGUUGGUCAUUAAGCCAUCACCAUAAACAAACGCAUGUUAACAUCAUGAAUAACAAGUUAAAGACAUCAUCGAAUAACAGCGACAAAUUGAAAGAAAGAAUCAACCAUCUGAAGCAACAACAAUUCAGUUUACCAUCUAUUGCACCAAACUAUGCAUUUAGUAUUGCUAUAGCCACUUUAUUUGGUCAAUUCUUACCAGUUGCUCUUUUGGUCUCUCAUGGUCCCUCUCUUACACAACAUAACAUAUUAGCCAGUUUCCAAUAUUUCGGGAUUGUUUAUGGCUUAAUCAAGCUCGUUCUUCCUUCUUGUACAACUGGCUUAAACGAAAAGACAAAGAAUAGUGAAAGUGUUCGCUUAUUAUAUGCUGGCGUUGCUGGAAUUAACGCAUUCCUAUAUUAUUGGGUUUGGAUUAAAUGGUUACAAACAACGACUUCACCUGAUUUGAUGGUGAAACAAUGGAUUGAACUGUUCUUUUCACUUGGUACGACGGGAGAAAACCCAGUGACUUAUAUGCUAAUGUGGGAUAUUGUUGCACUUUUCUCCACAUUUACCUAUUGGGCUUGGUUGGAAGACGGCCUAGAAGGUGUCAAAACUAUGUUAAUUAAUUCAGUCUUUUUUGGGCCUGGUGCUAGCUUAGCUAUCUAUACUUUAAAGAGAGAAGGCCGUAUUGAAGCUACUAAACUUUAAUAAUGGAAAAUUAAGCAUAUAAAAAACGGGAAAUUUGAUACAAAAAGGAAAAAUUAGUCUCUCUUGCGGGGAGAUUUUUUUUUGUGGAAAAACCAAUUCCAGUAGCUUAUGUAAACAAGUGAAUAUAUGACGCAUAUAAAGGCUAUAUAAAAUAAAAUUUCCCUUACAUCUUUUU
Gilbertella persicaria is the source of this 1527-nucleotide messenger RNA. RefSeq lists its product as uncharacterized. The record is from RefSeq and is a predicted model, not a curated record. Bases 261 to 1352 code for a protein of 363 amino acids. The transcript has a single exon. Lineage: Eukaryota; Fungi; Mucoromycota; Mucoromycetes; Mucorales; Choanephoraceae.